AUGAAGAUCUGUCAAGUGCUAACGGCAUUCCUCCUCUUCAGUCCCCAGUAUGUAAGUGGAGGGGAACAAAAACUGCGUCAAGGCAGAAGGUCUUUGGCGGAUAUGGUCGAAGGUGCUUCCGAGGAGGUGUUGGAUCCAGUCGAUGUCGUCCAAUCAGCAGAAAUGGAGACCGACAUCGACCAGAGGGACUUGGUGGACUCAUACGCUGAGCCACCAAGAAAUGAAAUCGAUUUAGUUAAUGGUGUUGAACAGCUUGAUGCCGGUGACUUGGUUAAUGAUGUUCUUGUAGAUGAGGAAGUGGAGGAUGCGUUGGUGGAACAAGAUGAGCGAAACCUGGGGAAAAAACGGUAUGGUCGUCGACGCAGGAAACGAUCUGGCCACGGCCGCCGCCAUCGACGCAAGCACUACCACCAUCACUCACAUUCUUCAGGCAGCAGCAGCUCAUCCAAGGGAUCGAAAGGGAGCAAAGGAUCCAAGGGAAGUUUCUGGAGCAACUUUUUCAGCAAAGGAUCAAAAGGAAGCACCAUCACGGACGUUCACACCGCAGAGGAAGCGGGAGCUACUCGGGUAGCCAUGGUUCAGGCAGCUACGGAUCAGGUAGUUAUGGUUCAGGCAGCUACGGAUCAGGUAGUUAUGGUUCAUACGGCAGUGGAAGCUACGGCAGCGUAG
Molecule: messenger RNA, 669 nt
Organism: Seminavis robusta
Lineage: Eukaryota; Bacillariophyta; Bacillariophyceae; Naviculales; Naviculaceae
Source: the annotation of a GenBank genome assembly